Molecule: messenger RNA, 3400 nt
Organism: Trifolium pratense (red clover)
Lineage: Eukaryota; Viridiplantae; Streptophyta; Magnoliopsida; Fabales; Fabaceae
Product: glutamate receptor 3.2-like
Exons: 5
Coding region: 77-2830 (917 amino acids)
Cellular component (GO): plasma membrane
Molecular function (GO): ligand-gated monoatomic ion channel activity; signaling receptor activity
Source: RefSeq, a predicted model, not a curated record
AGAAAAGUCAAAAAGAUGGGGUUUAUUAAUACUCAUGCUCAAAGUCAAUGACUCAAUCUUAUGACACUCUUGGUUGAUGAACAUUUCAGGAAUGGGAAGGAAUUCUUCAUUGCAACUCAAAAUUGUAUGCUUCAAUAUUGUCUUACAUUUGUUAGCAUGGUCAAGGAUGCAAAGAAGCCACUGCUUGGUGCCUCAAAGGUCCAUUAUGAGCAUAGGUGUUGUGCUUGAUUUGGAUUCAUUAAUGGGAAAACAACAGAAAAUAGCAAUGGAAAUUGCAGUGCAAGAGUUCAACAACCAAUUAAGUUCUCCCAAGCUGGAUUUGCAGAUAAAAGAUUCACAUGGAAAUUCUGCUCAAGUAAUUGCUGGUGUUAUGGACCUCUCAUUGAGCAACCAAGUGUUGGCCAUCACAGGAACUAUUACACACAAUGAAGCAGCUCUAGCAAGUGAAUUCAGCGACACCAUAAAGAACAUUCCUAUCAUGUCUCUAACUUCUUUUACAGGCAGACCAGAAUUAUUAUCUUCAAGAUUGAAACAUUUCAUCCAAGUAGGGGAUGAUAUUAACCUUAACAUGCAAUGCAUUGUAGCAAUUGUAGGAUAUCUCAAAUGGAAAAAGGUAACAGUAAUAUAUGAACUUAAUAAUGAUUUUUCCUCUGAUCAAGGAAGGAUACUACUUAGUCUCUCUUAUUCUCUUAAACUAGUUGGUUCUGAAAUUGAUAACCAUUUAGCUUUUCCUUCCUUAUCCACUCUUUUAGAUCCAAACACUACAAUUGAAAAUGAGCUUAAUAAGCUGAAAAGGAAGAGUAAUAGGGUCUUUUUGAUUGUUCAUUCUUCUUUGGAGCUGGCUAACAUGCUUUUUGAGAAAGCAAAUCAAAUAGGUUUGAUGGAAAAAGGAUCUGUGUGGAUUAUCCCAAAUAUGGUUGCUGGUCUUCUUGAUUCAGUUAACUCUUCUGUUAUAUUCAACAUGCAAGGUGUUGUAGGAUUUAAAACAUACUUUAUGGAAAUGAAUGAAGCUUUUAGAGAGUUCAAAUUCAAAUUUCGAAGAAGGUUUGCACUAGAAUACCCUAAAGAAGAUAACAUUAACCCAAGUAUCUUUGCACUUCAAGCAUAUGAUGCAACUUGGGCUAUUUUUGAGGCUGCAAAUAAGUCAUCGUCACAAGGAAAGUUUAGCCUUGAACAAUUCUCAGCAAAGGUUUUGUCAAAUAAAUUUGACAGACUAAGUAGAAACACUUUCUCAAAGAAUAGACCAUUGAUGCAAUCACAAUCCUUUAACAUAAUAAAUGUGAUAGGGAAAAGUUAUAGAGAAAUGGCAUUUUGGACUCCAACACUUGGUUUUUCCAAGAACAUAUUUAGCAAUCAAUUAAUGGAGAAGAAAAACACAAACAAUGAUCAUGAUUCUAAUGGAGUUUUCAGCACAGUUUAUUGGCCUGGAGACAUGCAAUCAGUUCCAAAGGGAUGGACUCACAGUAAUGAGGAAAGAUUAUUGAAAAUAGGAGUACCUUCCAAUGGUGCCUUUACUCAGUUUGUGAAUGUAACACAUGACAAGAGUAUGAACGGAUCUUCAAUCACUGGUUUCUCUAUUACUGUCUUUGAAGAAGCUGUCAAACUUUUACCUUAUGAUUUACACUACAAUUUUGUUCCUUUCAAUGGCUCAUAUGAUGAAAUGGUUCAUCAGGUCCACAAUAAAGCAUUGGAUGGUGCGGUUGGUGAUACAGGGAUAAUGGCAUAUAGAUAUAAUUUAGUUGACUUCUCACAACCUUAUAUUGAAUCUGACCUCCACAUGGUGGUUACUGAACAACCAGCAAAAUCAAAAACAUGGAAGUUUUUGGAUGCCUUUACUAAAGAGAUGUGGCUUUUGAUAGCAGCUAUUCAUAUUUUUGUAGGCUUUGUUAUUUGGUUGGCUGAAAGGGAAGAUAAUCCAGAUCUAAGGGGGAUUGGUUCCAUGCUAUGGUUUUUAGUCACUGUACUAUUUUAUGCACAUAGAGAACCAAUAAGAAGACCGUUAGCUCGAAUUGUGCUGGCACCGUGGUUAUUUGCUAUUUUCAUUGUGACAAAUAGUUUCACAGCAAGUUUGACAUCCAUAACUAUAUCACAAGCAAAGCCAUCUGUGUUAGAUAUACAAACCCUUAAAGAAAGAAACUCACCAGUUGGGUGUAAUGGAAAUUCAUUCAUUGUGAAUUACUUGACAGAAGUACUAAAGUUCAAGCCUGAGAACAUUAGGAAAAUAAAUUCCAUCAGUGAUUACCCUGCUGCCUUUGAGAACAAGGAUAUAGAAGCCGCCUUCUUUGUCGGACCGCAUGCUAGAGUCUUUCUAGCAAAGUACUCGUGUAAAGGACUAAUCAACGCAGGGAACAUUUUCCGGCUUGGUGGCUUUGGCUUUGCAUAUCCAAAAGGUUCUAGUUUGGCUAUUGAUAUAUCAGAGGCAUUGCUGAAUAUGAUAGAGAGUGGGCAAAUAAAAGAGCUAGAAAAAGAUAUGUUGAAUAAGCUAAAGAAUGAAGGCAUAGCCAAUUGUUCUUCAAAGAAAAAGGAGAAAGAUAAUUCAUCAAUUGACAUACCACCUUUCCUUGGUUUAUUUUCCAUUUGUUCUUCUUUUGCUAUUCUUGCUUUGUCAUAUCACACAAUUUGUUUGUUGGUGAAGAAGAACUUAGAGACCUUGACAUACCACAUAGUAUUAACAUUAAUUCGAUUGUGGAGAAUAUGGAAAUGGACAACCAAAUACUUCUCUCGGAUCAUGAGAAGAGUAUGCAGUUGCAUAGAAACAAGAAAUGCAGAAGAGGAUGUCAAUAAUAGCCAGCAAAACCCAGUGAUAGUGGUUGCUCAUGCUUCAUCAUGAACUAUUCAUGCUUCAUACUUGUUAAUAUUUAAUGCAAAAUAUAAAAGUAAAGUUCAAUAACUUUCUACAUUGUAUCUAGAGGUUUUAAAAUUAGUGUUUCCUUCCUCUUCCUAUUGAGGCACAACAAUGCAUGGGCUGAAUUAAUGCUUGCAAUGUUACAAAAUGAAUGAAAACUUAAAUUAUGUCUAAUAAUUCAUAUUCAACUUUCAGAGCAUUUAUGACCAAGAUUCAAACCGAAUGUUGUCUAAUACCUCCUAGGCCAAGACCCAAGGUAACAAUCUAAAGAAAGGAAGAUCGCUCGUGUUACAGAAAAAGUCAUCGCAUGAAUGCAGGGCAGUUGUUUCCUUCUCUAAAAAUGUGUGAAACUCUAAAACAAAAACUCUUGAUAAGAACCAUAAUUACUCAUCUGUUCUGAAGUUACCAAGACACCGAUAAAAAGUUAUCAAAGGCCUUAACAGUGAUCACGAAAUCACAUUCCAAUCAUAUGUUAAACCAACCUCUAUCAUAAUCAAUUUCAGCAAAAAGCAUAGCUACAGUAAAUUCAGCAUGAAGAGCAGUAGAAGUUCCCAA